This is a messenger RNA of Candidozyma haemuli, 1023 nucleotides long. RefSeq lists its product as uncharacterized. NCBI's taxonomy places the organism in Eukaryota, Fungi, Ascomycota, Pichiomycetes, Serinales, Metschnikowiaceae. The coding region runs from base 1 to 1023 and encodes 340 amino acids. The record is from RefSeq and is a predicted model, not a curated record. Gene Ontology annotation, molecular function: kinase activity. Gene Ontology annotation, biological process: carbohydrate metabolic process. The transcript has a single exon.
AUGGAGGCUUUGGAGAUCAGUGUGAGUGUAGGGCAUUUGGGUGGACUGGAGGAGCUGGUUACUGUUUCUCGCUUUCCUUACGCUGGUGAACCAAUUGCACAGAAUAAGUUCCUUGGUGGGACGGUUCUUCAUGGCUGUAUUGACUGCUACGCUGGAAUUGUCGCCCAGAACCGUCCAGCAUCAACUCCGCCUUCUCAAAGCCUUGGAAGGCUUGAAAUGGCUGCGAAAUCUAAGGAAGCCUCGUCUGGCAACCAGCACAGCGGGUCUACUCUAGAUAUGGUGGCAGGAACACUGACAUGCUUUAUUGGCUCCAUUCCAAGCUCUACAUCGCCUAUUCCAGGGCUUUGGGGUCCUUUUAACCAGCUUAUGCCUACCCCAGUGUAUGCAUUUGGACAGCCAGCUACAGGGAAGUUGUUUGCUGAGCUUCUUGAAGAAACAGGCGAAACGUUUGAGUCGCUUGAAGCUGCUGCAAGUACAGCCGAAGAAGAUGCCAAUGAACUGUUGGUGGUGCUUUCAAAGAACCAUAUGUACUAUGGCGACCGUCAUGGUAACAGAAGCCCAUAUGGUGACUUCAACAUGGACGAAGUACGUCUAGCAGGAUCCAAUGCCGAUAAGGGUGCUAAAUUUGCUAUUAAGAACAACCACACCCUCCAAUACUACCUUCUCAUUGAGUUCUUGGUCUUCCAGACGAAACAGUUAGUUGACAGGCUCGGACCGUUGGAUGUGGUAAGAGUGAGCGGCUCACAGGCCAGAAAUAAGCGUUUCAUGCGUCUACUAAGUGAAUUUGCAUUUUAUGGGAAGAGAAAGCCAGAAGUUUACGUUGCUGGUGGUAACGCUACCUAUUCAGGUGCUUCAGCGGGUUCUACAAUCGCCAGUGGAAAGAAAAGCGAUACAAAAGACAAAGUCUUCGAAACCAAGCCUUUGCUGGAUACAGAAAAGAAGGUUCUUCAGACAAAAUACGAUUUCUUCUUGGAACUCAGCAGCUGGCAGAACCGGUUUCGCCAAGCCAUGAAAGGUAUCUAA